Molecule: messenger RNA, 345 nt
Organism: Prunus armeniaca (apricot)
Lineage: Eukaryota; Viridiplantae; Streptophyta; Magnoliopsida; Rosales; Rosaceae
Source: the annotation of a GenBank genome assembly
AUGCCGACCGAGGAUAGCCGCGACACUCCGCACCAUACCCCCCGCGAGGGUACCUCCCGAAGGAAACCUUCGGCAGAUGUCAAUCUUCAGGUAGAGGUGGAGCUCCUCCGCGCUAGUGUUACCAAGAUAUCCGAGAAAUACGACCAUCUUCAUGCCAAUAAUGUUGAGCUCGAGCAUGACUACCACACCCUGAAGCGUAAUUGGGAGAAGGUGCAGGCCCCGGGUUCCCAACUUGAGUUUACCCAGGAUGUUGACCACACACAGCCAAGCCAGCUAGUGUCUUCUCACCACAGUGCCCUGGUCCAGCCUAGGCUCGGCAAGGGUAAAGGCCCUCUUUACCCAUAG